AGUGUUGCUCCCCGCAAGCACUCUUAGAAUUGGCACGGGUGUGACAAUGAAUCCUGCAAGGACAAAACAAACGCUGCCAUAACAGCAAUAAAGCUAGUAGAUGCGUGUAUGGCACAUGCAUGCAAAUCUUCAUGGUGUGCAUACCUGCCAGUUCCGUUUAUUAAUGUUUUAACCGUUUUCUAUCCUGGAUCAUUUUCUUCGUUUGUCUAUUCUAAUUUGUUUGUCUUUUUGGCAGUUUCCAGUUCCCUUGUGUAAUGUAUCUUCUAGAUAUCAUGUUUUUAAUGUUGGUCCAGGAGGGUUAAUUGUAUUGUUUCUUAUGGAAAAAGAUAAAUGCAAGUAAAGGAGAAGUGAAGUACCUAAUUUUGGAGAUUCUUCAUCAGCUCCACACUUCUACUGUUCUACAGAAGUUCUCUAUUCUUCUUUGGAAGUUGGAACUCAAACAUGAAGAAGUAGUGAAUGCAUAGAUACUCCAAAACCUGAAAAAGCAUCUCCAUCUAAACAGUUCAGGUGUUCCUGAUAUGUUUUUGUCGUUGUAGUAUAUGAACCCCGUUCUCAAUUGCAAAAGAAAUAUUUUUCACCAUCUUCCCAAAUAUAGUACACAAACUGCAAUCAUAAUAAGGAAAUUGUACAACUUAUUGGAAAAAUUUGUCCAACAUUCGUACUACAUGUGUGCAAAUGAGUGAUAGUUCUAUUGCAUUGUUCCUCUGGCUGGUUAACUCUGGGUUUUAGGAUCUGAAAUUGGUCUAUCUGUUGGCAUUGGCAGGAACAAACAAACAUCCAUCUGUAUCCCUACUGGGCAGCUAGCCAGGAACAAUCAAACAUUCAUCUCUAUCCCAACUGGUCUUAUUACGCGCCUGAGGUCCCCAUACCACCAUCAUAUCUGAACUCUGCAAUCAUGGCUGGUCAUGCUCCUCAUCAUGAUCCAUGGGCCCAACCCCAGCCUGUGAUGACACCCUAUGAGGUGCCUUACUCAACGAUCUACUCUCCUGGAGUUUAUUAUGCUCAUCCUGCUGUUCCUCUUACUACUCCUGUGAGUACGCAACUGUUUUUAUCAGAGAGCAUGGAUGAAGGCAUAACAAAGAUGUUGGAUAGAUUGGAUAGAGUUGAUAUGCAAAUAGUUGAUGGCACUCAUGAGGUUGAUGGUGAAGGUUCAAUCAAUGGGGCAUCACGGAGUGCAGAAGGUGAUGCUCCUAGUAGCAGAAGUGAUAGUCACACAAGUCAAAGUCAGGGGGAGAGCACUUCAAUGGGAAAGCAAAACGCUGACCGCGAUGUUGAAGUCAAUACCCAAGCCAACUCUACAGCCGAAGGGGAUGCCAACGUGGCUUCCAUAGACUUAACAGGGAUUACUGUGGCUCCUGAAAAACCGGUGGACACUUCAAAUAGAAAAUCAGAGACUGGCAUGACUCAGUCUGCUUCUUUCGCUGUUGCAGGGUUGCCUUUGAAAGCAUCUUUACAAGAGCAGAAGCAGCUGAAGCGAGAGAAGAGGAAACAGGCUAACAGAGAAUCUGCUUGUAGGUCUAGGUUAAAGAAGCAGGCUGAAGUUGAUGAACUGAUGAAGAGAUAUGAAACUGUGAAAGUGGAAAACACAGCCCUUAAAUCUGAAAUAAAUCAAUCGACAGAAGAAGUAGAGAAACUGAAGGAUGAAAAUUGUGCAUUGAUGGAGAAGUUGAAUGGCACAGAGGUUACCCAUCCUAGAGAAAUGGUUUUAGAUGAGACCAGACCAGACUCAUCAACUCAACCUAAUUGUAGGAUGGGUUCAUGGUAAACAACUUGGUCUCUUUUGUCAUAGGAAUCAAUUGAAGAGAAUGUG
Messenger RNA from Rhododendron vialii, 1810 nucleotides. Its product is annotated as common plant regulatory factor 1-like. Lineage: Eukaryota; Viridiplantae; Streptophyta; Magnoliopsida; Ericales; Ericaceae. Gene Ontology annotation, cellular component: nucleus. The transcript has 11 exons. Gene Ontology annotation, molecular function: DNA-binding transcription factor activity; sequence-specific DNA binding. Gene Ontology annotation, biological process: regulation of DNA-templated transcription. The coding region runs from base 896 to 1765 and encodes 289 amino acids. The record is from RefSeq and is a predicted model, not a curated record.